CCUGAAGAGGAGCCUAAAGAGGAAGCAGCACCAGCCAAGCCUGUGGUGGGAAUUAUUUACCCUCCUCCAGAGGUCAGGAAUAUUGUGGACAAGACUGCCAGCUUUGUAGCCAGAAAUGGUCCAGAGUUUGAAGCCCGAAUUCGCCAGAAUGAAAUAAACAACCCAAAAUUCAACUUCUUGAACCCCAACGACCCUUACCAUGCCUACUACCGGCACAAGGUCAGCGAGUUCAAAGAGGGCAAAGCCCAGGAGCCCUCAGCUGCCAUCCCCAAGGUCAUGCAGCAGCAGCAGAGUGCCCAGCAGCAGCUCCCACAGAAGGUGCAGGCCCAGGUGAUCCAGGAGACGGUGGUUCCCAAGGAGCCGCCGCCAGAGUUCGAGUUCAUCGCGGACCCUCCGUCCAUCUCGGCCUUCGACCUGGACGUGGUGAAGCUCACGGCACAGUUUGUGGCUCGCAACGGGCGCCAGUUCCUCACUCAGCUCAUGCAGAAGGAGCAGAGGAACUACCAGUUUGAUUUCCUUCGUCCCCAGCACAGUCUCUUCAACUACUUCACCAAGCUGGUGGAGCAGUACACAAAGAUCCUGAUCCCACCGAAGGGCUUACUCCUCAAGCUCAAGAAAGAGGCUGAAAACCCCAAGGAAGUCCUAGAUCAGGUGUAUUACAGAGUGGAGUGGGCCAAGUUCCAGGAGCGAGAGAGGAAGAAGGAAGAGGAGGAGAAGGAGAAGGAGCGGGUUGCCUAUGCCCAGAUUGACUGGCAUGACUUUGUGGUUGUGGAAACAGUUGACUUCCAGCCCAGUGAGCAAGGGAAUUUCCCUCCUCCCACCACUCCAGAAGAGUUGGGAGCUCGAAUCCUGAUCCAGGAGCGCUAUGAGAAGUUUGGGGAAAGUGAGGAGGUGGAGAUGGAGGUGGAGUCAGACGAGGAAGAUGAAAAGCAAGAGAAAACAGAUGAGCCCCCAGUCCAGCUGGAUCAGGACACACAAGUGCAGGAUAUGGAUGAGGGCUCAGAUGAUGAAGAUGAAGGUCAGAAGGUUCCUCCUCCUCCAGAAACCCCAAUGCCACCACCUCUUCCUCCCACGCCAGAUCAGGUCAUUGUGCGGAAAGAUUAUGAUCCUAAAGCCUCAAAACCAUUGCCACCCGCCCCAGCUCCGGAUGAGUACCUUGUGUCUCCCAUCACUGGAGAGAAAAUUCCUGCCAGCAAGAUGCAGGAGCACAUGCGGAUUGGCCUCCUGGAUCCACGGUGGCUGGAGCAGCGCGACCGAUCCAUCCGGGAGAAGCAGAGUGAUGAUGAGGUCUAUGCCCCAGGUUUGGAUAUUGAGAGCAGCCUGAAGCAGCUGGCUGAACGCCGUACUGACAUCUUCGGUGUGGAAGAGACUGCCAUUGGUAAAAAGAUUGGUGAAGAGGAGAUCCAGAAACCAGAGGAAAAGGUGACCUGGGAUGGCCACUCAGGCAGCAUGGCUCGUACACAACAGGCUGCUCAGGCCAACAUCACUCUCCAAGAGCAAAUCGAGGCCAUCCACAAGGCCAAGGGCCUGGUGCCAGAGGAUGACAGCAAGGAGAAAAUUGGGCCCAGCAAACCCAACGAGAUCCCCCAGCCACCCCCUCCCUCAUCAGCGUCCAACCCCCCUGCCAGUGCUCAGCCCAUCACCUCCGUGCCACGUCCACCCACCAUGCCUCCCCCUGUCCGUGCCGCCGUGGUGUCUGCAGUUCCAGUCAUGCCUCGGCCCCCGAUGACCUCCGUGGUCCGACUGCCUCCAGGAUCUGUCAUAGCCACCCCCAUGCCUCCCAUCAUCCACACCCCACGGAUCAACGUGGUCCCCAUGCCUCCCUCUGCUCCUCCCAUCAUGAGCCCCCGCCCGCCGCCCAUGAUAGUGCCCACAGCCUUCGUCCCUGCUCCUCCCGUGGCUCCGGUUCCAUCCCCGGCGCCAAUGCCUCCUGUUCACCCCCCACCACCCAUGGAGGAUGAGCCAGUCUCCAAGAAACUGAAGAGUGAGGAUAGCCUCAUCCCAGAGGAGGAAUUUCUGCGCAGGAACAAGGGCCCAGUUACGGUCAAAGUCCAAGUGCCCAACAUGCAGGACAAGACAGAAUGGAAGCUGAAUGGCCAAGUGCUGGUGUUCACCCUGCCCCUCUCCGACCAGGUGUCUGUGAUCAAGGUGAAGAUCCAUGAGGCCACAGGGAUGCCAGCUGGGAAGCAAAAGCUGCAGUACGAGGGCAUUUUCAUCAAGGAUUCCAACUCCCUGGCUUACUACAACAUGACAAGUGGCUCUCUGAUUCACCUGGCACUCAAGGAGAGAGGAGGCAGGAAGAAAUAGGAGCUGUGGAGCCCCGAGGUGUAACGUGUCCACAUUGUAACCCCAACUCUCCCCUUCCCCCAGCCUUUUGGGGCC
Molecule: messenger RNA, 2382 nt
Organism: Acanthisitta chloris (rifleman)
Lineage: Eukaryota; Metazoa; Chordata; Aves; Passeriformes; Acanthisittidae
Gene: SF3A1
Product: splicing factor 3a, subunit 1, 120kDa
Exons: 15
Biological process (GO): regulation of alternative mRNA splicing, via spliceosome; mRNA cis splicing, via spliceosome
Cellular component (GO): U2-type prespliceosome; catalytic step 2 spliceosome; U2 snRNP
Molecular function (GO): RNA binding; protein binding
Source: RefSeq, a predicted model, not a curated record